CUUCAUACACGGUCAAGUUAACUAUUACAACAACAUGGAUUUCAAAUGCUCGAAGGCCAAAUUGACCGUAAUUGUCUCACGCCCUUCCCCAACUCCCUCCAUUAUAGAGCUUCAAACCAUGCCUCAAUUCUUCACCCAUUUCUUCUGCAAUAAGCCUUUCCAUUCCAGCAUGUCGGUCAACGAUUACUACGAUAUUCUCUUCGAUAUGAAACAAACUGAUUUUGAUUUAAUUGCUAUGAGUCAUUGGGAAGGCAACGCUUACCUAAAGUUUAUAUUUUUCAGUCCUUCCCGUUGUGAUGGGUGUGAAGCUCUCUUGCCAUUAUUGUUAGCACAUGAAGAAUUUGACGUAGGCGUAAUCAACUAUGGAAUCUUUGUCUCCAUUGAUUUACGAAAAUUCACAUUAUUUGGGAUGUUUUUGAAUGAUGCUACACACGUUACGGUCACUAUAUCGAAUUCAGAAGUGAAAUUUUCUCGAGGAGGAGAGGAGUUUACUCUAGAACAAGAGAGAAAAGAAUGCAUAAUUGGAGGCGUUGAAGAAGGAGAUGAGACUCAAUUUGAAAUCAUUACCAAUGAAACAGAAUUUUUCAAUAAUUUGAGCCGUUGGUCAAAAGCAAAAAGAGUAUGGUUUUUCAAGUCAAAUGAUAAUGGUCACGGUGUAAUCAUUAUCCCUAUUGGUUUGUAUGCUCGAUAUUUGAUCUAUUCUAGUGAAGGACCAAAUACUUAAUUGGGGUCGAUCGGGUUGAUCGGGUCGGAUCAUUUUGUGUAAGGGAUUUGAAAAUAGAAAUGAAUUAGGGUUUGUGAUAUUAAUCUCGAAAUAGAUUAGGGUU
Cucurbita pepo subsp. pepo (vegetable marrow) is the source of this 827-nucleotide messenger RNA. RefSeq lists its product as uncharacterized. NCBI's taxonomy places the organism in Eukaryota, Viridiplantae, Streptophyta, Magnoliopsida, Cucurbitales, Cucurbitaceae. The record is from RefSeq and is a predicted model, not a curated record.